Messenger RNA from Puccinia triticina, 999 nucleotides. RefSeq lists its product as uncharacterized. The record is from RefSeq and is a predicted model, not a curated record. The coding region runs from base 1 to 999 and encodes 332 amino acids. The transcript has 3 exons. NCBI's taxonomy places the organism in Eukaryota, Fungi, Basidiomycota, Pucciniomycetes, Pucciniales, Pucciniaceae.
AUGCCUUUUUUCUUCUGGUUGAUGAUAUGCGCCAACUUGUUCUAUCUGAUUUAUGCUAGUUUGAAUGCUGGUAGCCUCCUUAAUAGAACCCAAGAAUUCUUAUCGACGGCAUCGAGCUUGAGCUUCGAUGACAGCGGUCACCGGCACGGGUCAAAGCGACCCAUCCUGCGACGCCGACAGCUUCCGGGAACUGUUCAGACAGUCACCGCCACCGUUACGCUGACGGUGACCAACAACGUCGUCCCAUCAACCUCGCCGGCCGGUUUGCCCGCAACAUCCACUGUGGCUUUACCGCUGGCGACGAAUUCCCUGUCCGAAACACUCAGCCCUCAGGCUCCAAUAUUCGUCACUGCCACCAGCGAAGGCCUUUCUCCUUCGACCCUUCCUCCUAACAGUCUCGCCUCCUCCGUCAUCUCCUCAAGCGCCGCCCUCCCAACAGCAUUCGAUCCUUCGUCCUCCACCUCAUCCAUCAUAGACCUAGUUCCUACAAGCACUCUCUUUCCCCCGGAUAACCCUUCAUCAACAUCAGACUCGAGUAGUCAAAGUAACCCAUUGGCUUCGACAAAUCCAAGCUCUAGAUCGAAUAGCUCUGGACAAGCUAACAGCAGCGAUUCCGCGAGAGAGGAAAGCGAGGAUACGAGAGGCCUCAAUCGGCUGUUGGUUCCGUUCAUCAUCAUAUCGGUAGUCUGUACCCUGGGACUAGUCGCUGGCUUCCUCUUCUACCUCUCGCCAUACAUGAAAGAAGCGCGCCUUCGUCAACACGCCAGGAGCGGCUCGAUCUUUGAGGAUUAUUCGGCUAGCGCUCGCACCUUCGAGCCCAAUCCAACCGGCGCCUUGAAUUACCAACGUAGCUUGUCUCGCAAACGUAACAGACGCGCUCACCUCGUCGAGGCCUCCGGCUUGCCUACUAAGAUUCCUAGGCCCAAGACAAAGAGUUUAGAUGGCGGUCUCUGGCUUCCUCAGACGUCUGCUGGACCAGGUUUAACCCGACCAGCUUGA